AUUCGAUUUGUUCCCUUGCACCGGCGCUGCAAUGUUUGGUUCUCAACCUCACUUUUAUGGAGCUGAUCCUGCGCUUCGCGCCAAUUUCGCAUCCGGUAUUGAACCGAGUAAGGAUAAACAUGCAAUUUUCAUGCAUUUCGAAAUGCUCACAGGAACGCCGGUAUACGCUGCAAAGAGAUUACAAUUCAAUUUGGAGAUGGUUCCAAUCGAAGAUGUUCCUUACUUAACCGACAUACGUGAAAUGUACUAUCCAUUGUUCUGGGUUGAGGAAGGAGCUGCCCUGGACGAGGAUUUUGUAAAGCAAAUCAAACCUGUACCCAUGGUUUAUAAAAUCUUCAAAAUCUUGAAAUGGACGGGAUUGGUACUUGGUUUCAUCGGGAUCAUUCUUUCUGGCAUUUUGUUUACAAUCAAACAGAACGCCGCCAAAGCUGCAGCAGCAGCUCCCAGUCCCAUGAAUAUUGAUGUUAAAUCUAUAGAAAAGUCCUUAAACUAAUCAAUGAUUAGACAAAUACAAUUUCAAACAAUUAUACGCUUAGCAUUGGUAUUAAAUUUGGAUUACCGAUUGUGAUGUUUUGAUGUUUUUUUUGUUGGCCCCAUUUAACCGUUUAAAUGUGAGUAACGAGUUUUUCGAUCUAAAAAUGGACAUUUUUCAACAUUUUUCCUACGAACGAGGCAAUAACAUGAAAAUGGCAAAACAUAUAUGUUUGAUGUUUAUAUUGCAAGAAAAACGUUAAAUGAAAAACGGAUAGUUCAAUAGAAAUUCUAUAUUUUUAAAAAAAAUGUGUUGAUGUGUGAUGGAACAGCAUAUCCAAUUAAAAGCCUUUAUCAUAUAAAAUGUUACUAUCAUCCAUAUGCGAUUGCUUGAACGCGACUGGUUCUUCUUUUUCACACUACGGAUGCCGCCAUUGUUGUAAAAAUGUUGAAAAAUGAGUGCGUUUAAUAAAAUACCAAUUUCCG
This is a messenger RNA of Sitodiplosis mosellana (orange wheat blossom midge), 957 nucleotides long. RefSeq names its product sensory neuron membrane protein 1-like. The record is from RefSeq and is a predicted model, not a curated record. Gene Ontology annotation, cellular component: cytoplasm; membrane. Gene Ontology annotation, molecular function: scavenger receptor activity. The transcript has 4 exons. Lineage: Eukaryota; Metazoa; Arthropoda; Insecta; Diptera; Cecidomyiidae. The coding region runs from base 32 to 493 and encodes 153 amino acids.